Molecule: messenger RNA, 1325 nt
Organism: Mustela lutreola (European mink)
Lineage: Eukaryota; Metazoa; Chordata; Mammalia; Carnivora; Mustelidae
Product: mRNA decay activator protein ZFP36L1-like
Molecular function (GO): mRNA binding; metal ion binding
Source: RefSeq, a predicted model, not a curated record
GAGAGUCAGAAAGGCGAGGGGCGCCGGGGGCAGGCGUGUGGGACUCCAGACCGGAGAGCCGGAGGCUGCGCCUUCCUUGCACCGAGACCUUCGCGACACACCAGAACCCGUCCCUGCCCCCGUGCGAGCGCCCAGGAUGACCAUCACCCUCGUGUCUGCCACCAUCUUCGACUUGAGCGAAGUUUUAUGCAAGGGUAACAAGAUGCUCAACUACAGUACUCCCAGUGCAGGGGGCUGCUUGCUGGACAGGAAGGCGGUGGGCACCCCUGCCGGUGGGGGCUUCCCCCGGAGGCACUCGGUCACUCUGCCCAGCUCCAAGUUCCACCAGAACCAGCUCCUCAGCAGUCUCAAGGGCGAACGCCCAGCUCUGAGCUCUCGGGACAGCCGUUUCCGAGACCGCUCUUUCUCAGAAAGGGGCGAGCGGCUGCUGCCCACCCAGAAGCAGCCGGGGAGCGGCCAGGUCAACUCCAGCCGCUACAAGACGGAGCUGUGCCGUCCCUUCGAGGAGAACGGCGCCUGUAAGUACGGGGACAAGUGCCAGUUCGCUCAUGGCAUCCACGAGCUCCGAAGUCUGACCCGUCACCCCAAGUACAAGAUGGAGCUGUGCCGCACCUUCCACACCACCGGCUUUUGCCCAUAUGGGCCCCACUGCCACUUCAUCCACAACGCCGAGGAGCGCCGCGCCCUGGCGGGGGCCCGGGACCUCUCCGCUGACCGUCCCUGCCUCCAGCAUAGCUUUAGCUUUGCUGGGUUUCCUAGUGCCGCUGCCGCCGCCACUGCCACGGGGCUGCUGGACAGCCCCACGUCCAUCACCCCACCCCCCAUCCUGAGUGCCGAUGACCUCCUGGGCUCACCCACCCUGCCAGAUGGCACCAAUAACCCCUUUGCUUUCUCCAGCCAGGAGCUGGCAAGCCUCUUUGCCCCUAGCAUGGGGCUGCCUGGGGGUGGCUCCCCAACCACCUUCCUCUUCCGGCCCAUGUCCGAGUCCCCUCACAUGUCUGACUCUCCCCCCAGCCCUCAGGAUUCUCUCUCGGACCAGGAGGGCUAUCAGAGCAGCUCCAGCAGCAGCCACAGUGGCUCUGAUUCCCCCACCUUGGACAACUCAAGACGCCUGCCCAUUUUCAGCAGACUUUCCAUCUCAGAUGACUAAACCAGGGUAGGGAGGGACCCCCUGCCUACUCCACCCUGCCCAUCCUUCUUCCCCUCACCUCCCUACCCAUCUGAUUCCCUACAACCCCUGCAUUAACAAGGUUAAGCUCAACCCCUUCCCCCAGAACCUUGGAAUGCCCCCCUCCCCCACUCCUAACCCUCCCCCCUAACAUAAG